AUGUCGAGUUCUUCAUCGGCAAAAGUGACCUUCAAAAUAACUUUAACCAGCGAUCCAAAAUUGCCAUUCAAAGUUUUAAGCGUCCCCGAAGGUACGCCAUUCACAGCUGUCCUGAAGUUUGCUGCGGAAGAGUUCAAAGUACCAACUGCAACGAGUGCCAUAAUAACGAACGAUGGUGUAGGUGUUAAUCCAGCGCAAACAGCUGGUAAUGUUUUCUUAAAACAUGGCUCUGAAUUAAGGCUCAUACCAAGGGACCGUGUUGGAGCUGCUUUAUUCUGA
Messenger RNA from Anisakis simplex (herring worm), 279 nucleotides. Lineage: Eukaryota; Metazoa; Nematoda; Chromadorea; Rhabditida; Anisakidae. The record is from the annotation of a GenBank genome assembly.